AUGGCGUCAACUUCGAAAUCUGGGAAAAGUCAACCUGGUCGUAUUGUCGAACCGAGAGAGCCGACGAAAAACGAGGAACUCAGCAGACUAGAGAGCAUUGAGAUAGCCGGUCAGGUCCAGGAGCUACGAGCAGACCAAGCUCUAGCAGAUCUGGGCUACGAACCAGAGCUGUCGAGGAACCGAUCGACCUUCCAUGUUGCCUUCAUGUCCUUCGUGCUGGCCUCGGUGCCGUAUGGCCUGGGCACCAGUCUGUUUUAUCCCCUCAUCAAUGGCGGGUCUGCUACCGUCAUCUGGGGCUGGGUGUCAGUCUCCCUCAUCAUAAUCUGUGUGGCCCUUUCCCUGGGCGAGAUCACAAGCGUCUAUCCAACCGCCGGAGGUGUAUACUACCAAACAUUUAUGCUCUCCCCGGUGCGGUGGCGUAGGCUGGCAGCAUGGAUCUGUGGGUGGUCUUAUGUGGCUGGGAACGUGGUCAUCACGCUGGCGGUCGGCUUUGGCACCACGUCCUUCGUUGUUGCCUGCAUCAAUGUCUUUGAAAAGGAACCUGGAGUGGGAAUAUUCCAAACCCAAACAUACCACAUUUACCUCCUGUUUCUCGCAAUCACCAUAUUAUGUACAGCAACAUCGGCCUUGGGCAAUCGACACCUUCCCAAGCUUGACGCAUUUGCAACCUUCUGGACACUUGCAGCUCUCGUAGCCACCGCAAUUUGCACAUUGGCCAUUGCGAAGAAUGGACGACACUCUGGCGAAUACGUGUUUGGAGAUUUCGAGCCACUUUCAGGCUGGACCCCAGGUUGGGCCUUUUGUGUUGGACUCUUACAAGCUGGCUAUGCCACCUCUUCCACCGGGAUGAUCAUCUCCAUGUGUGAAGAGGCCCGCGACCCAAGUACGCAGGUACCCAAAGCAAUGGUUGGAACGGUGAUGUUGAAUACAGUGGCGGGCCUGCUUUUUCUCAUCCCCUUGAUGUUUGUGUUACCGGAUCUCGAUUUCCUCGUCAGCCUCGCCUCCGGUCAACCGCUUCCGUCAAUACUCAAGUCGGCAAUCGGUAACUCAGGAGGCGCUUUCGGGCUACUUGUGCCACUGAUAGUCCUCGCCCUAAUCUGUGGCGUGGGCUGCACGACAGCCACUUCUCGGUGCAUAUACGCGUUUGCGCGUGAUGGUGGUAUACCGGCAUCUGGCUGGUGGAAGCAAGUCGAUCGACGUCUUGGAGUUCCACUGAAUGCGCUUCUCCUCAGCGCCGGCGUCCAGAUCUUGCUUGGACUGAUUUAUUUCGGCUCUACCGCAGCAUUCAACGCCUUUUCAGGUGCUGGAGUGAUCUUCCUUACUGUCAGCUAUGCUGUGCCGAUCGCCGUGUCCCUGUUUGGGGGACGUGCUCAUGUGAAAACGGGUCCAUUCUAUCUCGGCGCGUUUGGCACCUUUUGCAAUGUUCUCGCGCUCGGUGUGUAUUAUAACUUCCUCUUCCGAAUCUUGUGUCAUUGUCGAGCCUUGCUAACCAACGAUUGGGAUCCAGUUUGGUCCUGCCUGGCCCUCCCUCUCUUUUGCAUGCCAUCAUACCUGCCAGUGGCUAGAGAGACGGUAAACUACGCCCCCGCCGUCUUCUGUGGUGUCGUCGCUCUUGCUGCGGCAUGGUAUUGGGCAUGGGGCCAGAAGCACUAUCGAGGCCCUCCAGUACACGGCGCCGCACUGGGUUAG
Molecule: messenger RNA, 1689 nt
Organism: Exophiala xenobiotica
Lineage: Eukaryota; Fungi; Ascomycota; Eurotiomycetes; Chaetothyriales; Herpotrichiellaceae
Exons: 3
Coding region: 1-1689 (562 amino acids)
Biological process (GO): transmembrane transport
Cellular component (GO): membrane
Molecular function (GO): transmembrane transporter activity
Source: RefSeq, a predicted model, not a curated record